UGAGUGACCACGCUAACGAAAGGAUAGAUCACAAGUGGAUUGCCUGGUUCAGGAUUUUGGAAUACCUCAGACGCACAUCAAAUACAAAAAAAUAAUGAGUUUGAAUAAAGGUGAGAAAUUGCGGAACAUGGACAAAAGGAGCGGGAGCAUGCCGUUUCCCAUGCACCUGCAGAACCUGCACAGAAGAAGCAUGCUGGUGGACGACCGCGAGAUGCGCAAAGCGCAAACUGGAGAUCUGUCCAACGUCAUGCGCUACAGCUGUGUAUCUGACUCGUCCGAUUCCGUUAUCUCCUCCGGCAGCGACUGGUUCGCCUCGGCGAGCAGGGUGUCGGAAAGCCUGGCACGUAUUUUCGGUGGAGUCGAGGAUGGUCACGACUGCGACGAGACAGGAAACACAUAUGACAGAUCGAUCGAAGUGGACGCGGAGGAGGUGUCCAUCUUGUUGUACGACAUUUGGGAACAGGAUAACAGUCAGUGGCUGAAGGAACAGUGCAUGAGGAUAGGUGACGCCUACAUUAUCGUCUACUCAGUGACAGACAAGUCCAGCUUUGAGAAGGCGUCAGAGCUACGCAGCCAGCUACGCAGAGCUCGCCAGUCUGAGAACAUUCCCAUCAUCCUUGUGGGUAAUAAGAGCGAUCUGGUGCGGUCCAGAGAAGUCUCUGUGGAUGAGGGCAGCGCCUGCGCUGUGGUGUUUGACUGCAAGUUCAUCGAGACCUCAGCCAAUCUCCACCACAAUGUCAGGGACCUGUUCGAGGGCAUCGUCCGGCAGAUCCGACUGCGCAAAAACAGCAAGGAGGAGAACGCUCGCCGUAUGGGCAAAUGCAAACGACGCGAGAGCAUCGGUAAGAUGGUCAAGCGUUUCCUGGGCCGUAUGGUGGCCCGGAAGAACAAGAAGAUGGCCUUCAGACAGAAGUCCAAGUCCUGCCAUGACCUUUCGGUCCUCUGAGAGUACAGUAUCUGGACUGCUGUUUCCUCUUUGGCCUUCAAGACCAGACGCUGUGUGUUUUUAACACUAACCCCAAGGACUGAUAGAGCUGUACAGAAAUUAUAUAUUUUAUUAUAUUAAUUAAAUACAACAGACAUAUCCAUGAUAAUGAUCUGGCUUUUGAAGUUUCAUUAUUAAAUUUUUUUGUCUGCCUUA
Molecule: messenger RNA, 1141 nt
Organism: Coregonus clupeaformis (lake whitefish)
Lineage: Eukaryota; Metazoa; Chordata; Actinopteri; Salmoniformes; Salmonidae
Product: GTP-binding protein RAD-like
Exons: 6
Coding region: 95-946 (283 amino acids)
Biological process (GO): negative regulation of high voltage-gated calcium channel activity
Cellular component (GO): plasma membrane
Molecular function (GO): calcium channel regulator activity; GTP binding; GTPase activity
Source: RefSeq, a predicted model, not a curated record